UGUUAAGCUAUGUACAUUGUACAUAAUAUACGCUGAGAAUAGCAUGCAUGGUUUUUGACGUUUGAAACGUUGGGUUGUCUGAUCUGCUACUCGCUACUCGUUAUCAUUUUACGUGACUCGAAAAAGGUGUUUCACACAAGUUACUUGCCUUUAGAAUGCUGAUAAAGCUCAGUCUUACAAAUAAUGUCUGCUGUUAACACGCCGAAUGCUCAAGGUGUUUACUCACCUUUGCCAUACAGCGAUUCUGAAUCCGAGGAAGAAGUUUUUAGCAAAUCUUCUCAGCUGACUUCAAGGAAGCAUGAAUCCCAACACAAGAUUUCUCCAAAUCAUAUCCUCACAGGAGCAUUGCAAAACGGAAAAGCUAUUUCUAACGCUGAGAGUACCCUGAUGGCCGAGUACCGGCCCUUGAGCAACAGCGAAACAUCCCUCAAUGGCUUUCCCGACAAGAGCAGGGUGAUUCUCGUCACCACAUCUCCCAAAGAAAACAUAAAGUUUGAGCAUCACAACCCCAAUUCUAAAGCAAACAAUCAAACUGGCUGGGAGGGCAUGUCUCACGCUAGGAAACUCUGCUUCCUCAGCUCGAUUUUCCUAUGUGUCUUUACCAUAGUGGGUUUUCUGUGGAUCUUACCAUGUGAUCUUGAGUCCAACUGUGAACCAACAAGUAGAGAAUUUAGUGGAGAUCACUCUCAGCUCACCACGCCUGGCUCCUGGGAGUCCGUUUUUCAGGGAAUAGAGCUCACUGGACCACCAAUUUUCACUCAAAACCGGCUGAUAUUUACGGUGCGAGGGCCCCAACCUGCAGUGCGAAGCCUUACUUCAGGUGAACCCAAAUGGCGCGAACUCGGCUAUGGGCCAUACAGUCCAGAUAAAAGGAGUGGAGGACAGGCUGGCGGGGGUGCCCUUGCUCUUCUGCCUACAACAGGGUCACUACUGUGGACAAUUAACAUCCCUGGCGCAGCACCAACUGCAGCAAAUUGUGAACUCUUGGAUGUGAACAGUAAUCGCAAUCGAGACUGCCUCUUUGCAAAUGCUGAUUCCAUAUUGGCCGCAAUCGAUCCUAAAAAUGGCAAAUAUCUGUGGACACUUGAUGCUCAGCGGGAUAAUAGCACCAUAAAAAAUAACUCCGGCAGGCAGUUGAAGCCGCUGCAACCUACGCCAGCUAAAAUCAUUUUCCCGCCUAUUGUGGUGCAAGAUUUGGAUGAUGAUAAUGUUUCUGAGCUACUAGCGCUUGGUAGUCAUAAUCCUGGAAGAAGCACUGAUUGUUUCGUUUUGAUCUCUGGAAAAACGGGUACAAUCAUUGGCCAGCUGGUUAAUGUUAGUGGUUGCACCUCCAUAAGCAAACUGGAGUUAAGUGAAGAAGGUGAAACAGAAAGUAUACUCUUUGACUGCUUGUAUGCUGUUGGUGGAGUGUCGGUUCGAAAAAUGAAUGUUGAGGAAAUCUACUUACGGGCAAUAAACAAAUCUCAGCAGGACCUGGCAUCUGCUCCACCAAUUCAGAAAAGACAACAGCCGUAUCGAGAUUCUUUAGACCACAGCUCGUACGAUGGUCACUCCUACUUGCUCGAGGCAGAAGGCCAUUACUUAUCAAUUGAAAACAGUGGCACUUGUCCAAAGUGCAAAUCUGUCUUGACUUUGACUGAUGACCGCAAUACAACUGUGUGGGGAUACACUGGCAAGGGAGAAAGAGCUAUGUCGCCUGUCUCUUUGCACUUUUCUGGCACCACAACCUAUACCAGCUCGGGCAGUCCGAUUCACAAAAAUGGCUUUGUGUUCAAACUUUGGGUAUGGCCACCAUCUGCGCCAAAGUCAAGUAAAUCUCCAAGAAAGCCAAAAAGCAACGAGCCAAUCCACAAACUAAUGAAGAGGUCAGAAAAAAGCUACAUUAUUGAUCACGGCGGAGCGGAGGAAGGGAGCCCCAAUCUGAAUAAUGACGUUGAGGUCCUAGAGCUGAAAGAAAGAGUCGUAUUGAUCACUUUUAGCAGCACCGACCUGCAUGUUGUGAAUGCCAGCCAGAGCAACAUUGCAGUUCUCUGCGCCACCAACAAACAGCGCUACAGGAGCUCGUUUGACAAAAUAUGCCAGCCAGAACUUGCCGCUCAGCAAAAAUCAUUAUUAGUUGCUGAUUUGGAUGCAGAUGGAACUCAAGAGCUGGUGUCUUUCACUUCAACCUACAACCCCGUUGCAGAACCUGAGGGUGGUAUUUACCACCCCAAUCGAUUCAGUACUCCGAUAUUGCCAUCAAAGACCUCAUGGGAGCUGAUUUCUAAGAUUAAAGUGAUCCACCUUGAAACAGAGCUAUCAAAACUGAAGUAAAAGUAUUUUUAGCACUCACCGAUAGUCAACACUCAACACAAGGCUGCAGAUUCUGUUUUUAGAAAUCUAGUCAUUUAAGUUGACAGUUAUUUCACAAGUUGCACAACGGUUGAUAUUUUUUGUCAGUUUAGGGUUUAGGAUCUCUCAAUGCCUUAACAUCGCAAGACCUGGAAUCAUUUUGUAAAAAAAUCUCUUGCAAUGCCUUGUACAUACUACACACAAAAUACUUAAAACUACACACUCAAUAAAAAUAAAUUGUAUAUUGCGAUUGGGUCCACAAUUAACAAGCUAGAGGGCUUUUAUAUUGAGUGUAGAUUGGAAUGCUAGAACCUUGCUAUAUCAUUGAAAUUUAGUUUCUAUGGUAAUGAAUAUAUUAAAUAAUCAUUUGGGACAUUUCAGUUGUGAUUUUCUGUGAGAUUUAUGAACCUGUUUUUACGCUGUCCUGUUUCUGAACACAAGUGUUUUAAAAUCAAUUUCAUAACUUAUUAUUUGUUCCUAUUUUCUAUUUCGCCAUCAAUCCUGUUUAAAUAAAAACGAUUAUUGUUAA
Molecule: messenger RNA, 2860 nt
Organism: Cloeon dipterum
Lineage: Eukaryota; Metazoa; Arthropoda; Insecta; Ephemeroptera; Baetidae
Exons: 10
Coding region: 184-2313 (709 amino acids)
Molecular function (GO): protein binding
Source: RefSeq, a predicted model, not a curated record